This is a messenger RNA of Eleginops maclovinus (Patagonian blennie), 19595 nucleotides long. RefSeq names its product histone-lysine N-methyltransferase 2C-like. The record is from RefSeq and is a predicted model, not a curated record. NCBI's taxonomy places the organism in Eukaryota, Metazoa, Chordata, Actinopteri, Perciformes, Eleginopidae. Gene Ontology annotation, biological process: positive regulation of transcription by RNA polymerase II. Gene Ontology annotation, cellular component: nucleus; MLL3/4 complex. Gene Ontology annotation, molecular function: histone binding; histone H3K4 methyltransferase activity; transcription coactivator activity. Bases 216 to 18836 code for a protein of 6206 amino acids. The transcript is spliced from 78 exons.
GGAGCGACCGCUUCAACUUUAAUUUUUUUCGCCAGUUUUUCAGCUCUAAAACCUGCUUUUUCGCCUCCACUUGUUCCCGGGAAAUGUUUGUUGUGAUCGUGUCGGUAUGGCAGACUCGUGACAGGAGGUUUUCUCCCGGGAAGAGAGUUUAAACUGAUCGGUUUUAAGUUGAAGCUGCAAAGCUGGAGAGGAAAAAGAGAAUUGCAUCAAAUCAAAUGCCAUCUGAGGCUCAGCCCCAGGAGCCUCGGGACCGGGGCCCGGCUCCCCCCGUCACUCGGGCUGGACGCAGCGCUCAGCUGGCCAAAGCCGCAGCCACAAGCCCCGCCCUCGAGAGGAGGUCCAGGGGCCGACCUCGCAAAGAUGGACCCCCAACCCCCCCUCCUCCAACACCUACGCCUCCCAAAGCCAGGAAGGGGCGGAGUCGAGGUCGAGCCCAUGUAGAGGAUGAUGAGAGCAUGGACGCCACGGAGAAACCCCCCCCCCAGAAGACAGAGGUGAAGGAGAACACAACAGGACGUCGACGGUCCACCUCCAGGAGAAAGUCCAACACAAACCCUGAACCAGAGCCCAGUCCAGAACCAGACCCGGAAGAAGCUCCGGCCCCCAGCCCUGCUCCAGCUUCCAACCCUGAGGAGGAGCCUCCAGUCCGACCCCCCUCCCCGGACCUGAUCUCGGUCCACAGCCCCCCCUCCAGCCCUGCUCCUGGUCCUGAGGAGGAGCAGGAGGAGGAGGAGGAGGAGGAGGAGGAGGAGGAGGUCCGGCCCAUCCCAAGCCCUGUCCCCAUGGAUCCAGAGGGGGAGUGUCCCGUGGAGCAGAGCCCACCAAUGAGCCCCUGCUCCUCCAGUCCUCCGGCCUCCCCCUGCCCCCCCCUGGAGGAAGAGGAUUCGUUGUCCCCCCUCUUCCAGCUUUCGGAGGAGGGGGGCUCACCCACCCCCAGCCUUGGACACACCAAAAAACGUCUGAAGCAGUGUGCCUUCUGUUUCCGAGGGGAGGCCCCCCCCCUGGGUCAGGGCCCCCUGGUGGUGUUCGGCCCAACGCCGGGCUACAUCCCUCUGCACAUCCUCAACAGCCGCGCCCCCCCCGACCGAGACAACGACUGCCACGACCACUGUUACCGCGGAGACCAGGCGCCGCCCCCGUGCAGCAGUCCAGAACAGUGUGAGUCUUCCUCGGAGUUCCUGGAGCAGCUGGGACCCGUCGGCCUUCCUCACGACAUCAACGUCCAAUCACUGUUCGACCCCACAGGUCAGUGCUGUGCUCACCUGCAGUGUGCAGCCUGGUCAGAGGGGGUGUGUCGUGGCGAGGGCCAAUCACUGCUCUACGUGGACAAAGCCAUCGACUCAGGAAGCACGCAGGUGUGUGCGUUCUGCCGUCGGCUCGGAGCGUCGCUGCGUUGCAGGGAGACAAGCUGUGGGCGGAGCUUCCACUUUCCGUGUGCUGCAGCCGCCGGCGCUCUGCAGGACUGGAGCCAGAGACAGACACUGUGCAGCAGACACACACACUCGGCAGCCCCCUCCUCACCGUGUGUGUUGUGUUCGAGUGCCGGAAACGCCGACUGUGUGUUGACAUGUUGUUGCUGCGGGAACUGUUACCAUGGCAGCUGCCUGGACCCCCCCCUGGAUCCCUCCUCCCUGCACCGGGCUGGCUGGCAGUGUCCUCAGUGCAGAGUGUGUCAGAGCUGCAGGUUGCAAGGGGAUGAUGGUGUGUUGCUGGUGUGUCAGCGAUGUGAUAAAGGCUACCACACACUCUGUCUCACACCACCUCUGGAUCACACACCGAGCACCGGCUGGAGCUGCAAGAACUGCAGAGUUUGCCGCCACUGUGGUGUGAGGUCAUCAGGCCAGUGGGCCAAUCACCCGUUUCUGUGCGAGUCAUGUGACCCGGCCCUGCCCUGCCCUCUCUGUGACCUCAACACACCACAGGACUAUCGGACCUGUAUCUGCUGCUAUAGGUGUGUCCACACACAGUGUAUUGUCCAGGUUGGGGAGGGCAGGGCAGGGUCUGAAGAUUACGUCUGCUCCACCUGCAGGCCUCAGGAAGAGGAGCCACUCAGUCCUACCCCGCCCCCCCCUCUCAGUCCCACACAGGCAUCUUCCAAAAACAUUUCAGAGCCACCACCACUUCCAAGUCACACAGAGGCUCCACCCAUCAGUCCCACCGCUCAUAGUCCAGUCCAGCUUACAUGCUCGCAGUCACCACAGAGUCCUGUCGAGACCCCGUGCACACAACUGACACCACCUCAUCCUGAACCCACAGAAAUACAUAGUCCUGCACACUCCCUACCUGAGCAACAAGAGCUCCAACAAAGUCCAGCACCAUCACACCCUGAAACCACAGAACUCCAACAAAUUCCCUCACCAUUGUACCCUGAUCCAACAGAGCUCCAAAAUGGUCUGGUUCCAUCACACCGUGAUCCUACAGAACAACCACAUAGUCCUGUUCCAUCACACCAUGAUCCUACAGAACAACCACAUAGUCCUGUUCCAUCGCACCCUGAUCCUACAGAACAACCACAUAGUCCUGUUCCAUCCCACCCUGAUCCUACAGAACAACCACAUAGUCCUGUUCCAUCGCACCCUGAUCCUACAGAACAACCACAUAGUCCUGUUCCAUCCCACCCUGAUCCUACAGAACAACCACAUAGUCCUGUUCCAUCCCACCCUGAUCCUACAGAACAACCACAUAGUCCUGUUCCAUCCCACCAUGAUCCUACAGAACAACCACAUAGUCCUGUUCCAUCCCACCCUGAUCCUACAGAACAACCACAUAGUCCUGUUCCAUCCCACCCUGAUCCUACAGAACAACCACAUAGUCCUGUUCCAUCCCACCCUGAUCCUACAGAACAACCACAUAGUCCUGUUCCAUCACACCCUGAUCCUACAGAACAACCACAUAGUCCUGUUCCAUCACACCAUGAAACGUCAGAGUUCAAACAAAUCCCUGAGCAAUCCCCCUGCAUUCCAACAGUGCUCCAAAACAGUCCUUUGAAAUCCCAAACAGAUACCCCAGAGCUUCCACAAAGUCCUGCACCAUUUCACCCAGAUCCAACAGAGCUCCAGAAUAGUCCUGUACCAUCCCUCCCUGAGCAAAAAGAGCUCCAACAAAGCCCUAUACAAAUGCACCCUGAUCCCACAGAACAGCAAAACAGUCCUGUACCAUCAAACCCUGAUCCUACAGAACAACCACAUAGUGCUGUACCAUCGCAUCCUGAUCCUACAGAACUCCUUAAUAUUCCUCCGCCAUCUCACCCUGAAAUGUCAGAGCUUGAAGAGAUUCCUGAGCAAUCCCUCCCCGAUCCAACAGAGCUCCAAAACAGUCCUUCACCAUUCCAACUUGUUCCCAAAGAACUCCCACAAAGUCCUGAACCAUCGAUCUCUGAUUUGACAGAACUUGAAAGGAGUCCUGCACCCUCGCAACCUGGUCCCACAGAACUCCUAAAGAGUCCUGCACCAUCCAGCACUGUACCCACAGAGCUCCAACUGAUUUCAGAGCAAUCCCACCCUGAUCCAACCAAGCUCCAAAACAGUCCUUCGCCAUCACAGACAGAUACCACAGAACUCCUACGAAGUCCUACACUAUCGCACCCUGAACUCACAGAGAUCCUAGAAAUUUCUGCGCCGUCUCACCCUGAGCCUGAAGAAGAACAUCAAAUUCCUGUCCCAUCACAACUUGGUCCCACAGAACUCCAAAAGAGUCCUGAACCACCCAACCUUAAUCCCACAGAAAUCCUAAAGAGUGUUGUACCAUCUGGCACUGAACCUGGUGAGCUCCAACUAAUUAAUUUGCCAUUUCAACCUGAACCGAAACAGCUUCAAGAUGUUCCUGCGACAUGCCCACCUGAUUCAACAGAGGUCCAAAAGAGUCCUGUAGCAACACAACAUGAACCCACAGAACUCCAACAAAUAACUAAACCGUCCCAAUCAGAACCCACAGAGCUUCAGGCAUGCCCACCUGACUCAACAGAACUCCAAAAAAGUCCUGCGCCAUCCCAUUUAGAACACACAGAACUCGAGAACAGUCCUACACCAUCUCAUCCGGAUCAUGCAGAACUGCUAGAUACUCCUGUUUCACCACAUCCUGAUUUGACAGUACUCCAAGCAAGUCCUGAACCAUCGCAUCUAGCUUUCACUGAGCUACAGCAAAGUCCUUCACCAACCCACCCUGACCCAACGGAACCCCAAAAUAGUUGUGAACCAUCUCAUCCGGAUCAUGCAGAACUGCUAGAAACUCCUGUUUCACCACAUCCUGAUUCGACGGAACUCCAAACAAGUCCUGAACCAUCGCAUCUUGCUUUCACUGAGCUACAGCCAAGUCCUUCAGCAGACCACCCUGACCCAUCAGAACUACAAAACAGUUCUGUACCAUCUCAUCCUGAUCACGAAGAACUACAAGAAACUCCUGUUCCAUCUCAUCCUGAUUCCCCAGAUCUCCAACAAAGUUCACCAAUAUCUCACAGUGGCCUGACAAAUGUACUGGAAACCCCAGCUUCAUUGAAUCCUUUAGAGGACCAGGAGAGCCCCACCUCACCUCAAGUUAGUCCAACAGAGGUUCAACAAAUCCCAACCCACUUUACAUCCUUUCAGGCUCAGCAGAGUCCUUUUCAGGUCAGGAACACCUCUUCCAGCCCUACCCUGAACUCCACAGAGGAUCAGAUUUUGGCCACAGACUCUCAGCAUAGUCCAAUGCAGGGUAGUCAUUUGGCUUGUAGCCUUGUACUGUCUCCAGUAGGGCUUAGUCCUACCCGGGUUCAGUCUGGACCUGAGCAGAUCCCUUCACCACACGCUUCACAGUCACCGCCCUACAGACCAUGUAGUCAUGCUUACAUCAGCACACAGCUUCAGAACAGAACCCCGCAAAGACACCGUAGUCCUACGCCACAUAGUCCUGAACAGGUCAGCAAAUCCCCCCCACAGAGUCCCCCUCAGGAGGCCGAACGUACACUGGAUUAUGAGAGCCCUGGAUCGAGCAGCCCUGCUGGAGUGCGAUGUGGGCCAGCACAGGGCCUUUCUACACUGAACCUCUCACCACAAAGACCCGCCUCACUGCGGUCCAUCUCAGCGCCAUGUAGCCCCUCACCAGUCCCCCUCAGAGUCACAAAGUGUAGUCUGUCACAACCUGCCAGCCCAGUACAGGUCCAGUCUACAGAGCCUUUGCAGCUUCCCUCUCAGUCAAGACUCACAGAGGAACUAACAGGUACCACAGAUCAUAAAAUUGGUGCACAAACACUGGAAAGUAGCCCCCCCUCUAACCACGGCACAGAUGAAGAACUCCCAGACCAGCCUGGACUCAGCCCCCAUCACGGUCCUUCCACGCCAGCACCAGAAAGCCUUGUUCACAUUAGCCUAACUAGCUCACCUUGUGAAACGGAGGAAGUUAGCUUCACUCAGGGGGUUCCUUCUCGUGAAAGUUGUAAAGAAGCUACUGAAGGGAGCCCCACACAUAUCCAAAACAGCAUACCAUUGGAGACUAGCCCUGCAGAGACUGGUUCAUCAGCAGAACUGGCUGAAUCCAUCCAGCCAAGUCAGGAUGAGGAGAUGGAGGAAGUUGGCCAAUCCCCAAGUCCUUUUAUUCUGUCAGACACUCCUCAGAGCCAUCUGGACAGUCAAACAGAAGCUAACAGCGUGGUGAACUACAUGCAUGUUCAAGAGGGAACUAGUCCUACUUUUUUACAGCCCCUAGAGACUGAGGCGAGCAGCCAAAGUCCAACAAGCCCUGGUCAGUCAAAUGUUCAAACUAUCUGCAGUCCUUGUCCUGCUUCUCCAGGUCAAACAAGCCUCCUGCCAGCUAGCUUUAGUCCUCCACACUGUAGUAGCUCAAGGUCUGCUAGCCACAGUCCACCUAGGUCUAGUCCUGCUGGUCAAGCUAGUCCUGUUCACAUAGAGAGCACCUGUAGUCCAGUCCAAAGACGGUCUCCCUCGUUAGCUAGCUCAACAAACAGCAGCCCCGCACAUGCUACUGUCUUCGCUUGUUUUAGCCCACCUCACAGUCCAGCUCAGGACAGAGAGACACAUCGUAGCCCAGCUCACAGCCCAGCUCCUGACACUCUAACCAGUUCUGCGGCACAGCUGAGCCCCAGUUCGAGUCUGGAUGUGGACUCCAUUUCUAUCAUCCAGAGCUGUGAUCUUCCCAGUGGGGUUCACAUGGAUUCUUGUGUUGUGGACAGUGUUAAGCUGACGAGCCCAGUACCUGCCAGUUCCCUACCUGAUGGCUCUGUUAGUCCAAAUCAGGCCUUAGCUAUUACUAGUUCAACCCCCCAGCACAGCCCUGCCUCAAAAAAACCCUUUUAUCAGACGGAAGCCUCCCCUGUUGAUGCUACUUCCACCCCAGCUAGUCCGAGCCAUGCUAGUCCCACUCAGGAUAACACUGCGAUGCCUAGCACUAGACACAUUAGUGAAACCCCCGCUAGUCUCCCACCCUGCACCCCCUCACAGGUUAGCCCUCCUCAUGCUAGCUCUGUGCACAGUAGCCCAGAUGCUAGUCCGGUUCAUGGCGCUGUACUGUCAGGUGAGACACAAGUCAGUCCUACCAGCCCACUGCCGCUAGAGGCUAGUCCUGGUCCUGGUAGCCCACUGCCGCUAGAGGCUAGUCCUGGUCCUGGUAUCCCACUGCCGCUAGAGGCUAGUCCUGGUCCUGGUAGCCCUCUGCAGCUAGAGGCUAGUCCUGGUAGCUCUUUGAGACUAGAAGCUAGUCCUGGUCCUGGUAGCCCUCUGCGGCUAGAGGCUAGUCCUGGUAGUCCUUUGAGACUAGAGGCUAUUCCUGUUCCUGUUAGCCCUUUGAGGCUAGAGGCUAGUCCUGGUCCUGGUGGCCCUGUGAGGUGUGAGGCUACUCCUGGGGAUUCUGAAGCCAGCUUUAGUCCUGGUCCUACAAGCCCACUGCAGACUGAAGCUGGUCCUGGAGUCAUCUCUUUUUCCAGCCCCCUGGCGGACCCUACCGAGUCAGCAGCCACUGAGGACAUCAUGGAGGAGCAGCAGGAGAGACUCAAGACUGAAGAACAGGGGGAAGAGGAAAAGUUUGAAGAAGAGGAGGAGGUUCAACAGACAGUAAAGGAGAGUCCAGAAGAACAAGAGGAGGAGUCGGAGGGAGGAGAGCAGGAAGUCCUGAAUGAAGAAACUCCUCUCGAUGCUCCUCCCUCCCCACAACCCACCUCACCACACUCUGCCUUACCCCUACCUCCCUCCCCCUCUCCUCUUCCUCUUAGAGCUGGCUCUCUGGAGGCCUCCCCCCCUCCCCACAGAACUGCCUUACUCUCCCCUUGCUCCCCCCACAGUGUCCCUCUCCUUUCCACCGAUCAAAGAGAAACACCAACUCCCUGUGAUGUGACAUUAGCGGACGAUGACAGCCAAUCACAGAGCCAGGUUCAACCCACCAAAGACGAGCACCAAUCACACGCUGAGCCUUCGGAGAGGGGGGCGGGGCAGAAAACACCGCAGCCAAUAGCAGAGGAGGAGGAGGAGGAGGCAAAUGAGGAUCAGGAGGACCAAUCAGAUGUGGACGAGCUGGAACUGGACGUCUCACUAGACCUGGAGGUGAUGGAGCUGAUGAACUCCUCACCCCCCCCCUCCCUUCUUCACCUAUCCACCCCCAGCCCUCCCCUCUCCUGUCGGGGGACAUCUCGAAGACCCCCUCCCCCCUCUUCCAGGCCGUCCGACGACCUCUCUAUCCGUCUGAGGCAGUCUCCCUUCUCCACUGAGGCCUCCCCCGAAACCUCCCCCGCCAGAGCCCCCGUCACCCCGCCUCCUCUCUCCCCUCCCUCACCCCUUCUGCGGUACUCACCCCCCAUCAGAGAAACGACACCGCUCUCAAAGCCCCCGGCUCUCCCGCUUACAGUGCUCCCCCUCACCCCAAAGAUUGGGAUGGGUAAACCGGCCAUCACUAAGAGGAAGUUCUCCCCGGGCCGAGCCAGAGUCAAACAGAGUUCGUGGUGGAGUAGCCGCCGGGCAGUGAGCCCCCCCUCGUCCUCCCAGGACUCCAUGGGGGAGGCAGGGUGGGACAGCCCGAAGCCUCGCACCCCCGACUCCCCCCUGUGGAGCAUCAAAGUGGGUCGUGGUUCUGGGUUCCCUGGCAGAAGGAGGUCCAGAGGAGGAGGUCUGGGAGGAAGAGGAGGUAGAGGAAGGAGUCGGCUGAAGACUCAGGACUGUGUGGCUGUGUCACCUGGAAGUGUGUACGUGGAGGCCUACCAGCCGAAGGAGGAAGAGGAGAACUCGAUGCACAACACGGUGGUGAUGUUCUCCACCUCGGACCACUUCACCCUCAGACAGGACAUUUGUGUGGUGUGUGGUAGUUUCGGUCAGGGUGCUGAAGGCCGGCUGCUGGCCUGCUCUCAGUGUGGACAGUGUUACCAUCCGUACUGCGUCAACGUUAAGAUCACGCGGGUGGUGCUGACCAAAGGGUGGCGCUGUCUGGAGUGCACGGUGUGUGAGGCGUGCGGUGAGGCGAGCGACCCGGGCCGCCUCCUGCUGUGCGACGACUGCGACAUCAGCUACCACACGUACUGCCUGGACCCGCCCCUGCACACCGUGCCCAAAGGAGCCUGGAAGUGCAAGUGGUGUGUGUGGUGUGUGCAGUGUGGCUCCUCCUCCCCCGGGCUGUACAGUGACUGGCAGAAUAACUUCAGCCUGUGUGGGCCCUGCUCCAGCCUGAGGAACUGCCCCCUGUGCCAUAGGCUAUACCUCCAGGACGAGCUCAUCCUGCAGUGCAACCAGUGUGACCGGUGGGUGCACUCUGUGUGUCAGGGUCUGCACUCGGAGGAAGACGUGGAGAUCGCCGCUGAUGAAGGUUUCGACUGUUCACUGUGCAGGACUCACGGCCGGGGGGAUUCCUACGGAAAGUCAGAGAGCUUUGAAACUCCCUACAUGGCUCAGAUCAUCUCCAGGAUCAGAGAACCAGAGAGGAAGACGUACUCUCAGGACGGAGUGUGUCUCACGGAGUCUGGUCUGUCUCACCUGCAGUCUCUGGUAGAGCCGCUCACCUCCCCCCGCAGGUACACCAGGUGUAAACCCAAGCUGAAGCUGAGGAUCAUCAACCAGAACAGCGUGUCUGUCCUGCAGACCCCCGACCCCCCCACUGAGCAGGACCCCAGCAGAGGCGAGAUCGAGUGUGAGAUGAAAUCCGACUCCAGCCCCGAGCGAGACCACGCCCACGACGACGAUGUCAUCAAGGAGGCCGAGGUUAACGACGCCAACAAGAAGAGGAAGAGGAAACCCUACAGGCCAGGUAUCGGGGGUUUCAUGGUGCGGCAGCGUGGAGGGAAAUCCGGCCCAAGCAGGAUCAAGCUGUGCAGGAAGGAUUCAUCCGAGAGGCUGCCGGGGGGGGAGGAAGACGUUUCCAUGGAGACGGCACCGGCUGCUGACCAGUCCAUGGAGAAGGUGAAGAAGAGGUACAGGAAGAAGAAGACGAAGCUGGAGGAGGAGUUCCCUUCUUAUCUCCAGGAGGCGUUCUUCGGGCGGGUUCUCCUGGAUCAGAGUCGGCACGUAGAAAGGCGGCAGGAGGCUGCAGGUGUCGGCCAAUCGGGAGCUGCAACAGGUGACGUGAGAGGCCCCGCCCCAGCAAUGCAAGGCCCCACCCCAGCUAGCCUGCCACUCGCCGCCAUGCUCACGAAUGCCAUCAAGAAGCAGGGGUCGCUGCCCAUGACGGAGGAAGCUCUGUUGGAUCUCUCUGAUGUUCUCAACACUGAUCCUCACAUACUGGCCACAGGACACUCAGGUCCGUUCCACGUGGAGCGCUCCCUCUCUCCGUUUGCCGGUUUAGACAUCAGCUCCAUGGACGCUCUGACAAGAAGUGUGCGUGGCCAGAGGGGGGUGCAGGAGGAGCCUCUGGACGCCAUCCUGAGUCCUGAGCUCGAUAAGAUGGUCACUGACGGUGCCAUACUCAGCAAACUGUACAAGAUCCCAGAGCUGGAGGGGAAAGACGUGGAGGACGUUUUCACGGCCGUCCUCAGUCCGAACCGCAACAACAACAACCAACAACAGGAGCACACACACACUGCUGCUGGGAGCAAGACACACACACACCACGCAGCUCCGGUGUUCCCUCGUCUCCCGCUGGUGAACGGCCUGAUGGGAGCCUCUCCUCACUUCCAAAACGCUCCCAUGAUGCACAGCGGCGCCCAGAGUCCGGCAGCGUACAGGAUGGCUCCUCCUGAGAGCCCCGCCCCCUCCCCGGCCAAUCGGGGAGCGGCGUGCGAGGGCGAACAGGAAGCCAUGUCGACGGCGCAGAGGGGCAUGCUGAAGUGGGAGAAGGAGGAGGCGCUGGGAGACAUGGCAACCGUCGCUCCUGUCCUAUACUGCAACACCAAGCACCCCCACCUGAAGGAGGAGCACCCCGACUGGUCGACCCGAGUGAAGCAGAUCGCUAAGCUGUGGAGGAAAGCCAGCUCUCAGGACAGAGCUCCCUUUGUGCAAAAGGCUCGAGAUAACCGAGCGGCUCAGCGCAUCAACAAGGUGCAGGUGCCCCCCGAGCCGCUCAAACGCCCCCCAAUCGCACAGCCCCCUCCACCACCAACACAACCAGCAGCAGCUCUGCCCCCGGGACUGUACGACCCCGACACCAUGGACCCAGAGGCCUUCCCCGAUGCAUUCAGGGACUCCGACGGGUUCAGGGACCCUCUGAGACCCCGGGAGACGGAGCAGGAGCAGGAGUGGAAGUUCAGACAGGGAGAGGGUAAAGACAGAGGGGGAGCCAAAGCCCUAAAAUCACCAUCAGAUAAAGAUUGUCCCUACCAGGCAUCUGUAGCAGGACCAGAGGCUCUGAUCAUGCGUCAGAAGAGUAAGCAGCAGGCGAAGAUCGAGGCGACCCAGAAGCUGGAGCAGGUGAAGAGUGAGCAGCUCCAGCAGCAGCGGCAGCAGCACCUCCUCCCCCCCGUCUCCCCCGAUGCUGGAAGCCGGAGCCCCUCGGACCCCCCCCCCUCUAGGCAGCAUGAUGACGUCUUCCUCCGCCCACAAGCCCCGCCCCCAUCUGGGUUUUCCUCCCUCCCCCACUCCCCUCUCCCUUCUUCCCCUCUCCACCAACCACCAUCCUCCCCUCAGAUGUUCUCUCCCCCCUCCUCCCGCCCCUCUUCACCCUGGGACCCCUACAGUAAGAUGGCAGGGACACCUCGCCCCACCACUUCCCAGCCUCCCCAAGCCCCCCAGCUGCAGCGGCACAACUCCCUGGGAGCCUCCCCCGCCCACGACGCCUUCGGCUCCCCCGCACCGUCCCCCGACUCAAAAACCCCCGACAGGACCCUCGGACCCCUACAAGGUCUGCAGCAGGGCCGGUCUGUCAUGAUGAGCCCCCCCUCGGGUUCAGCCCCUUCUGGUCAGGUUGGUCUUCGGGGCCCGGAGUACCAAAGGCCUCCUCACAGUAACAUCCGUGUGGGGGGGUCUGAACUGUACAGUCGGGGGGGUGAACUGGUCCAGGGCGGCGUGUUUAAAGCCCCGAUGCCCCCCCAGCAGCCGGAGUCCUUUGGCCCCCCAGCAGGAGUUAGGAGACCCACAGAUCUGGGCUUUGACUUCCCCUCCAGUCCACUAUCAGGCCUGGGCUCCCCCCACCGGAGCCCCUACGCCCAGCAGAUCCCAGACCCCUUCCCCCAGCUCUCCCCCCUGACCUCCCGGCCCUCACCUGACCCCUACAACAACCCCCCCGGGGCCUCCCGCCCACAUACUGACCCGGCCUACCUGGCCCAGUACAACCACCAGCAGCAGCAGCAGCAGCAGACCCGGCGACCGUCGCCCUCCCACCAGAACCUGGACCCCUACGCCUCUAAGCCAGGCACCCCCCGGCCCUUCCCUCGAUCGCCAGGGGGGCAGCGCAACACUGACCCGUACGCCCAGCAGCCCUCCACCCCGAGGCCGUACACAGGGGAGGGGUUAGGACUCCAUGAGACCUUCAACCCCGAACACCACCAGUUGCAGCAGUCUCCAGGAAGACUACAACCACAGCAACAGGACUCAUUUCCCAGAAACCCCGGGGGCAGCCAGACUCCAAAGCACCCUGGGAAGUCGGAGGAGAGUGGGUACCAUGGUGGUCAGACUCCGAUUCACGACCCCUUUGAACAGCAGGGUCACAUGACACCGGGCCCCUCGCAGACAGAAAAGACGACAGCCAAUGACAUGGCGGUGCUGGGCGGGGCCUCUUUAGAUGGACCAAUGAGCAUGCUGCCUCAACUUGGGGACUCGGAGGAGAAGCUCAGACAGCGUCAGCGUCUCCGGCAGCUGAUCCUGAGGCAGCAGCAGCAGAAGAGUGCUCUGCGUCAGGAGAAAGGUUUGCAGGAAGCUGGUACGGCUGGUCCCCCCGGAGCCCCCUCUGGUAUUGCAGGACCACGACUCUGGCCCCAGCCGGACCCUUCAGCUGCCCCCCCUACAGACAUGUUUGGACGCCCUCCGCCUCCUUACCCCGGCACCAUGAGGCCCGGUGGACCCGCUCAGGUUCCCCGGUUCCCUGGAGGUUUCCCUGGGGAGCAGCAGAGGGGCUUCACCCCCAGAGAGAUGGGAGUCCGAGGCCCAGUCAUGAGGUUCGGUGUUCCUCCAGGAGCUCCAGCAGGUCUCCAGGACUCCUUCAUGCGUCCCCCCCAGGGAUCAGUGCCUGGCUCUGGGCUCGGCCUGAUAGAUGGAGUCCCGGCCCAAAUGAGGAGGCCGAUGGCGGGCGAUUUCCCCGGGAACCGGCCCCUCCCUGCUCCUGGAGCCCACCCUCACAUGAUGCAAGGUGUCCAACAGCCCUUCCUCCCGCGCUCCCUCCCCCUGCAGCAGCACAGCAUCAUGGGACAGCCGUACAUCGAGCUCCGUCACCAGGCUCCAGAGCACCGCCUGAGGCUGAACUUCCCCCACCCCGAGACCCCCCUUAUGCAUCCCCGAGACCCCCAGCCCUCCCCCCUCCGGCCGAUGGGCCAGCAGGUGAUGCUGGAACAUCUGAACCAGCAGCACCAUCAGCAGAACCUGGACAACCUGGAGGAGCACCUGGAGGACUCGGCCGUCAAGGACCUGGAGGACGUGGAGGUGAAGGACCUGGUGGACCUGAACCUGAACCUGGACCCUGAAGACGGUAAAGAGGACCUGGACCUGGGUCCUAACGACCUCCACCUGGACGACUUCCUGCUUUCUGGGAAGUUCGACCUCAUCGCCUACGCCGACCCGGAGCUGAACCUGGAGGACAAGAAGGACAUGUUCAACGAGGAGCUGGACCUGGGGGAGCAGGUGGAAGAGGCGGGGAACAGGAAGUCAGAGCUGGCGCAGAUCAAACAGGAAGUGCUGGACGGAGCCCAGACUGAAGCAGCUAACAGCAGAGCAUUAGGAUCUGGAUCAGGAUCUGAAACAGGAUCAGGGGCUCUACCGGCUCUACAGACCCAGGAACAGGCUCUGGCUCACAGGAUUGAGCCCCCCAUGGCUGGAGGUCCGCGACCGGUCUUUCAUCAGAGAGCGUUGGGACCCCAUCCCUCUACUCUUUUCCCCCCCCUCCCUCAGGCUUCUCCCCUCCAGCCACCCCAGCUUCCCCAGCCUCGCCUCCUCCUCACACCCCAGAACCAGCUCCCUCACCUGGGCCCUUCCACCCAGAGCCCAGCUCCCUUCCCGCAGAACCAAAACCAGAUCCUAAACCAGAACCAGAUCCUAAACCAGCUCCAGAACCAGCUCCAGAUGCAGGAUCUGGACCAGAGGCACCUUCUGCUGCAGGAUCAGCCGCUCCUCCUGCAGGACCUGCUGGACCAGGAGCGCCAGGAGCAGCAGCAGCAGAAACAGAUGCAGGCUCUGAUCCGACAAAGGGGCCCCAAUGACCCCGGGGCCUCCCCUAUUGACUUUGACUCGAUCCCAGACCCCAUCAUGAAGGCGAAGAUGGUGGCUCUGAAGGGAAUCAACAAGGUGAUGACCCAGAGCAGCCUGGGCCUCAACCCCAUGGCCAUCAACAGGUUCCAGCAGGCCCCAGCGCCCCCGGUUGCUCAAGUGGUCCCUGUGGUCCCUGUGGUCCCUGUGGCCCCUGUGGCCCCGGUGGCCCCGGUGGCCCCGGGUCCCGAGGAACCUCCUCCCCACAUGGUGCUGCAGGACGGGCAGCUGCCCCCCCGGCUGGUGAGACCAAACCCCCCCAACUUCAGCCCGGGCUUCAGUAACGAGGCUCAGCGGCGGCAGUACGAGGAGUGGCUCGGGGAGACGCAGCGCCUCCUGCAGAUGCAGCAGCGCCUCCUGGAGGAGAAGAUGGCGGCGCACAGGAAGACCAAGAAGUCUCUGUCGGCCAAACAGAGGACGGCCAGGAAGGCGGGGCGAGAACUCACCGAGGAGGACGCUGCCACCAUGAGGAGUGUCAGCGAGCAGCAGGGGGCGCUGCAGAAACAGCUGGAGCAGAUCCGUAAGCAGCAGAAGGAUCACUCUGAGCUGAUCGAGGACUACAGGAGUAAACACCAGAGAGCAGGCCCCCCCCCACAGAGCCCCAUGCAGCCCCUCCCAGGAGGCCCCACACCGACACUCAGACCCAACACCCCGGGUUGGACCCCGGUGAUUGGGGGGGCUCCGGGUGUGAUGGCUCAGAGGAUGCCUCUUCUUCUGCCCCCUCAGAUGCCCCCUGCCCAGCCUAAAGCCCCCCCACUCGCACAGACUCCUCCGACCAUGCUGCCGGGUGUCACUGCUGUGCCCCGGGGUCCCCCCCCUGCAGGAGGAGGGGCCAACGGAGCUGCUCAGGUGAAGUUUGACGACAACAACCCGUUCAGUGAGGGCUUCCAGGAGAGAGAGAGGAGGGAGAGGCUGAGGGAGCAGCAGGAGAGGCAGAGAGUGCAGCUGAUGCAGGAGGUGGAGCGUCACCGGGCCCUGCAGCAGAGGCUGGAGCUGGAGCAGCAAGGCAUGCUGGGAGCCGGAGGAGCUCCAUCAGGGCCUCGGGCCCCCGGAUGUGUGGAGAGCAGCCUCUCCCAGAUGCCCUUCUUCAGCACCGAGCUGCCGCAGGACUUCCUGCAGUCGCCCCCCCCCUCCAGACCCCAGCUCUUCCCCGGGACCCCGAGGCCCCCCAACCCACCGGGCUCCCACCGCUUCGACUCCCCCCCCUCUUCCUCAAUGAUGGCGCUGUACUCUGACGUUCUGCCCGACGACAGGCAGAAGAGGAGGAGCCGGACCCCACUGUCCUCUGAUGACAUCACGGCCCCACCCACCCCCGCCAGGUCCGACACUUCCUGCUCCACGCCCCCCCGCAGCAGCCUGGACCAAUCAGAGUUUAACUUCUCUGUAAGCUCCGCCCUCUCCGGGCUCGCCCCCUCCUCAGAGCUGGAGAGGCAGCUGUCCGUCACCCAGAGAGGCCCCGCUGAUUUAGGUCGCAUGGAGGUCAAGCAGGAGCUAGUGGAGGGAGGAUCUUGUGGGGGGGGCGUGGUGAAGCUGGAGGAGUGUAGGGGGGACGGUUUGUUCUCCCCCUCUCCUCUCCAGGGGGGAGGGGACACGGGUAAGGAGCUGCUGCGUCACCUGCUGAAGGAGAAGACCUCCCCUGACCCCAACCAAUCACCGUGCGCCGCCAGACGCCUGCCGUCCAAUGACAGCGUCCGAUCUGAGGAGGAGGAGGGGCCAGGGAUGCAUGGCAACCUGAUGGACUCCCCCGAUUCUUUGGACCCCUCCGGCAGGAAGAAGCCCCCCCGCUGUAAGAGACUCGCCCGACCAGAGAAAGGACCUCCCAAAAACAAGAGGAGGAAGAAGGAAGAGGAGCUGCUCUCCUCCUCCUCGUCCUCCGAGCUGGUGGGGACUCACCUGCGACAGCUGUCGGUGCUGCCCCUAAUGGAGCCGGUGCUGGGGGGAGACCUGAACCUGUUCCCCCCGUACGGCAGCUCCUCUCUGGGGUCAGAGUCCAGACUAACGGGCUCCUUUGGAAAUGGCUGCCUGGAGGGGGUCACCGACUACUACUCUACCCUCAUAUACAAGCAGAACAACCUGAGUAACCCCCCCACCCCUCCAGCCUCCCUGCCUCCCACUCCCCCACCUGCGCCCCGGCAGAAGCAGAUCAACGGCUUUGCGUCGACCGAGGAGCUGCAGAGGAAGGAGGUGAAAGGUGCAAAGCAGAAGGGGGAGGAGCUUCUGGCUCUAAACCAUGCCUCCAAAACAGUGGACGUCCCCGCCUCCCUGCCGACCCCCCCGCACAACAACCAGGAGGAGCUCAGGGUGGACUCGUCGGGCCGCAGCUCUCCGGAGGGCUACGUUCCCUCCUCGUCUCCAGAGUGCGAGGCGGAGGUGGAGGUCAGCCGUUACCCUGACCUCUCCUUCAUCAAGCUGGAGCCUCCCUCGCCUUGCCCCUCGCCUACAUUACCCAUGAUGCCCUGCGCCUGGGGGAAAGGCUCUGCAGUGAAACAGGAAGUGAAGGUGGAGCCUCACCAUCAGGCUCCUCCCUGCUCCAACACUGACCUGGUUACCAUAGCGAUCACCCUCAACCCCGUCGCAGCGCAGAGCGUGGCCGGUGUGAUGGCGGCAGUAGCCGAGCUGCUUCGUGUCCCGGUCCCCACAGACUACCAGCUGAGCCGCCCCCCCGGCCCCGAGCGAAGUGUUCUUGCCCUGCUUGCCGGAGUCCGGGUGCCCCAGGGUGUAACAGGAAGCAGGAUGCAGAGACCCCCGCCUGCUGCUGGGAACACUGGUGUCAGAAUGGACUACAUCCAACAUGGUGGCCCCGCUGCCGCCGCUGCCCGGACUCAGUGCUGCAGCUACUGCAAGGUGCUGCUGGGAAACGGAGUCCGCAUCAGCAAGGAGAUCAAACAGGAGGGUCAGCCCCGGGCGUCCCGCCUGAUGUUCUGCAGCACCAACUGUUUGUCUCUGUUCACCUCCGACCUGCAGAGCAGAGCCGCUAACAAGACCCCCCUCAUGUUGGCGGGCCCUGAGCGCCCCCCCUGCAGGGUGCAUCAGUACACCAGCAACAUGUCCACUAUCGCAGUUCACUCCCUCCUUCUCCCCCGCUCCUCUCCUCCCCCCUCAUCCUCACCCCCUCUCUCCUUCCCCCCCGCCGCCGCCAUCACCACGGAGGCCCGGCCCCGCAUGGACAGCCUGAAGGUGAAGGUGAAGCUGAAGCCCCGCCCCCGUGCUGUCCCUGGGGGGGAUGACUCGCCUCGCUCCGGAAAGAGGACAAAGUGCUGCAGGUGGAGGAGGUGGAGCUUCAACAUCACGCUCAGCAGGGGCCCUUGCACCCCUAACAAGGCGGUUUCCAUGCCCACGGAAGAGGAAGUGGACGUACUCCUGAAGAAGUUGGGGGCACGUCUCCGUCCGGACCCCUUCCCUAAAGAUGAGCGGAGGUGUUGCUUCUGUAACCAGCCCGGGGACGGACGUACAGACGGACCGGCCCGCCUGCUGAACCUGGACCUGGACCUCUGGGUGCACCUGAACUGCGCCCUCUGGUCCUCGGAGGUGUAUGAAACCCAGGCCGGAGCUCUGAUCAACGUGGAGCUCGCCCUGCGGCGCUCUCUCACCCUGUGCUGCGCCCACUGUCAGAGGAGGGGAGCGACCAGCGGCUGCAACCGGCUGCGCUGCACCAACACCUACCACUUCAGCUGUGCCCUGCUGGCCCACUGCACCUUCUUCAAGGACAAGACGAUGCUGUGCCACCUCCACAAGCCCAGGUCUGUGGGGGGAGGGGGUGAUCGCUGUUCCUCCUCCGGCUCCUCCCCCCCCUCCGACCCGGUGGUGUUGCUAAGCGACCCUUACGACUGCGAGCUGCGCUGCUUCGCUGUGUUCCGGCGCGUCUUCGUGCAGCGCGACGAGGCGCGGCAGAUCGCUGCGGUGGUGCAGCGCGGGGGGGGGCCACACACCUUCCGGGUGGGCAGCCUGCUGUUCCACGCCGUCGGGAGGCUCCUCCCCCAGCAGAUGAGAGGCUUCCACAACAAGACCGCCAUCUUCCCCAUCGGGUACCGCGCUGACCGCAUCUACUGGAGCAUGAGACACAGCAACAGGCGCUGUAAGUACCUGUGCUGUGUGGAGGAGCAGGAGGGCCGGCCGCUCUUCAAGGUGAAGGUGGAGGAGCAGGGGUACGAUGACAUCAUCCUCACCGGACCCUCCCCCAAAGUGGUGUGGGAUCAGGUCCUGGAGCCGGUCUCUCAGCUCCGGGUCUCCGGUGGGACUCUGAAGCUGUUCCCGGUUUACCUGAAGGGAGAAGAUCUGUUCGGACUCACCACCUCCGCCGUGACCAGGAUCAUUGAGUCGCUGCCGGGGGUGGAGGUGUGUGAUCAGUACACCUUCAGGUACGGCAGGAACCCUCUGAUGGAGUGGCCCCUCGCCUUCAACCCCACAGGGUCCGCUCGCUCCGAACCCAAGGCCUGCCAGACCAAGAGGCCCACCCUGCUGACCAGUGUGGCCCCCCGCUGUCAGGGCUCAGUGGGCUCCAUCGUGGGCCCCGUGCCCGGCAUCCUCUCCCUGUCCCCGGGGGAGUUGGUGCUUGGGGGGAUGCACCAGGGCAGACACUCCAAGUCGUCCCAGUACCGACGCAUGGUGAGCGAGUGGAAAACCAACGUCUACCUGGCUCGCUCCCGCAUUCAGGGUCUGGGUCUGUACGCUGCCAGAGACAUGGAGAAGUGCACCAUGGUGAUCGAGUACAUCGGGACCAUCAUCAGGAGCGAGGUGGCCAACAGGAAGGAGAGGCUGUACGAGGCACAGAACCGCGGUGUGUACAUGUUCCGGAUUGAUAACGACUUUGUGAUCGACGCCACCAUCACAGGAGGACCGGCUCGGUACAUCAACCACUCGUGUUCUCCUAACUGCAUCACGGAGGUCGUCUCGGUAGAGAAAGAAAACAAGAUCAUCAUCAGUUCCUGCAGACGCAUCCAGAGGGGAGAGGAGCUGUCAUACGACUACAAGUUCGACCUGGAAGACGACCAGCACAAAAUCCCCUGUCACUGCGGAGCCGUCAACUGCAGGAAGUGGAUGAACUGAACACACACACACACACACACACACACACACACACACACACACACACACAUUGGUGCUGAGGCUACAUUCAUAUCAGAAGUUCUGAAAUAAUAAAGUGAUCACAGAUCUGAUCAGAUAUGACGACCGAAGAGGGUUUGAUUGACAGGCGAGGGGCGGGGCUAACAGGUGAUUGACAGGCGGGGCGGGGCUUAUGCUGAGGCUGGUCCUCUGUGUGUAUAUUGUGUUAAAAUGAUGUAAAUGUGAAAUAGCAGAAUGUCUCAUUAAGUUGCACUAUAGAAAAACUAAAAACACAAAAACAGAUCUCACAGAAACAUACUUGAUUCCCCCCCCACCCCGGCCCCUCCCUGCGUUUUGUUAAUUUCUGUAAAAUAAGAGAUUUUUUGUUCUUUUUUUUUGUAUUUAUUACUGAAUGAAGCUAUUUUCUAAAUCACGAUGAGUUCAAGGUCCGCAGUCGCAGCCUGUAAAUAUCUGUAUCAUAAAUUUAACAGAAGAGUUUAGAGUGCUACGUUUUAAAUAACGUUUCCUGUGGGCGGGGGUCACCGCUGGCCUUCAUUUCCUGUGUGUUUUUUCACCCUGCGUUUUGUCUGCGGGUGUUUUCAGUUUGAGCGUCAGCACUGUGUACAGGCGACUUUCUGGUUUUUUUUAUUAUUCCACGUAAAAAUCUGUGUGAUGAUGUUUUUUGUUUUUGGGAAAAAUGUGGAAUCUGAUUUAGAAUCAUUUACAGAAAAUAAAAUAUUUUACAUCUUGAAAAAUUAACAA